This is a messenger RNA of Lasiodiplodia theobromae, 987 nucleotides long. Its product is annotated as malate dehydrogenase. The record is from RefSeq and is a predicted model, not a curated record. Bases 1 to 987 code for a protein of 328 amino acids. NCBI's taxonomy places the organism in Eukaryota, Fungi, Ascomycota, Dothideomycetes, Botryosphaeriales, Botryosphaeriaceae. The transcript is spliced from 4 exons. Gene Ontology annotation, molecular function: L-malate dehydrogenase (NAD+) activity. Gene Ontology annotation, biological process: malate metabolic process; tricarboxylic acid cycle. Gene Ontology annotation, cellular component: cytoplasm.
AUGACCAAAGUGGCUGUCCUUGGUGCCUCCGGCCAGAUUGGUCAACCUCUAAGUCUCCUCCUUAAAUCAAGUCGUCUGGUGACUGAGUUGAGGCUCUAUGAUAUCGUCCACUCCGUCGGUGUUGCCACCGAUCUAAACCACAUCGACACACCAGCCAAAGUCAGCGGGUACUUGCCAGCAGACAAUGGUCUUGAGAAGACCUUGACAGGAGCUGAACUCGUCAUAAUACCAGCUGGAAUCGCGCGCAAGCCGGGCAUGACCCGUGACGACCUCUUCAAGACCAACGCCAACGUCAUUUCCGAACUGCUCUCUGGCGUGGCCAAGUUCUGCCCCACCGCCUUUGUCGCCAUCAUUACGAAUCCAGUCAAUAGCACCCUACCCAUCGCCGUCGAGGUACUCAAGAAAGCCGGCGUGUAUAAUCCACGCAAGGUUUUCGGCGUCACGACCCUCGACGUCGUACGUGCGUCAACAUUUCUCGCCCACAUCUUGAGUGAGCAGGAUCCGCAGAAAUUCAAAGUCCCCGUGGUCGGCGGGCACUCCGGAGCAACCAUCUUGCCCCUGUUCAGUCAAAGCCAACCGGCGGUCGACUUGACCAGAGAGCAGUUGGAUGCGAUAACAUACCGCGUCCAAUUCGGUGGCGAUGAAAUCAUAAAGUCUAAGGCUGGCGCUGGCUCAGCCACCACUUGUAUGGCAUACGCCGGCUUUCGAUUUGCACAAGCCAUCAUCAAAGCGUCGAAAGGCGAGUCUGGGAUCAUUGAAGAGGCAUAUGUCUACCUUCCUGGCGUGCCUGGAGGCGAGGAGAUCGCAAAGAGCCUAGGCGUGGAGUAUUUUGCAGUGCCAAUCGAAUUUGAUUCAGAGGGCGCCAGCAAGGCGUUGCCUAUUGGAAAGCUGUCGGCGUACGAGGAAGAUUUGCUGAAGAUUGCGGUAGAAGAAUUGAAAGGCAAUGUGGCCAAGGGUGAAUCUCAUGUCAGGGGAGCGGCUGCCUAG